AUGCUCUCACGUGUUGCUGCAGUGAAAGCACCCCGCACACACAACCGUCGCGGCGUGACCGGAUCCAGCGGAGGGAGGAGGGAAGGAAGAGAGAGUGAGCGGCAGAGACCCAACAUGUCCCGGCAUCUCUUCUACUCUGCGGUGGCCCUUCUCAUUGUUGUGAUGAUGUGCUGCAACGCUGGUGGUGCUGCUGAAGCUGCUGGGCAGUCUCCUGAACCAAAGUUUGAAUGGAAGGACGUCAAGGAUGAGGAGGGUGUUACUGUGGAGUCGUUGGGUGCUCCCGGCCUUUUAAAAGCGGGGAGUGACGUAUUUGCCGUUGUCGAGGCGCAGUGCAAGGAUGGCGGUGAAAAAGUAUUUACUGGAAUUGCCUCGGAGCUCCUGACAUUGAGUGAUGAAGAAUCAAAAGAAUUGGUUACAAAUGCAGUAAAGACACAAGUACUGGAGGAAUGUGCAUUUGAUGAGAAAAGCGCCUGCCAUAUAGCGGGUCAGGAUGAUUCCAAAACCCAGACGAGAGUACUUUUGAGCCGACCAACAACAGUUGUUAAGGGAAGUGAUAUUUACAUGCUUGCUGGGAAUUACAGUUGGACACUUGCCGCUGGUGUUCAGGGAGCUGAUGGAGGUUACUGGGGACUCGUGCUGGUGAAAGGGAACGUCAGUAAAGAAGAAAGUCAAAAAAGAAUCUUUUGGAAUGAUACUUACGCUAUCCCGUGGAAUUAUAACAAACAACACAAAUCCUUGGCGCGGCUGGUUGGCAGUGGUGGAUCGGGUGUUAAGAUGGGGGACGGUACGCUUGUGUUCCCAGUGGAAGGCACGAGGAAAAAGACGACGAACCAGGUUGGCACUGAAGAGGAUGAAAAGACCGUUUCGCUGAUCAUCCACUCCUUGAAGGAUGCUAAGAGUUGGAAGCUGUCGAAGGGGAUGUCUGACGGUGGCUGCAGUGAUCCCUCCGUCGUGGAGUGGAAGGACAAAAAACUCAUGAUGAUGACUGCGUGUGAUGAUGGCCGCCGCAGGGUGUACGAGUCCGGUGACAAGGGGGAGUCGUGGACGGAGGCACUCGGGACACUCUCGCGCGUGUGGGUCAACAAACACGAAAAAGUGAAGGCCGUUAGGAGCGGGUUCAUCACAGCGAAGAUUGACAGUGAUGAAAAUAACAGAAAUGUGAUGCUCGUUACUCUGCCGGUGUAUUCCGAGGUGACUGAGAAAGGAGGCAAUGUGAAAAAGGGCGAACUCCAUCUUUGGCUGACGGACAAUACGCACAUUGUUGAUAUUGGGCCGGUAUCCGAUGAUGACGCUGCCGCCAGCUCCCUGUUGUACAAAAGUGGUAAAGGUGGAGAUAAUAAGGAUGAGUUGAUUGCACUGUACGAGAAGAAGAAGGUCGACGCGGAUAAAACAUCACACAGUCUUUGGUCUGUGCUUCUGACUGCGCAGCUGCAGCGUGUGAAGGAGGUUCUGGCGACGUGGAAGAAAGUGGACGAAACUGUCUCCAAACUGUGCCUCUCAAGUGCUGAGGAGGAUGGCUCACCUGAAAAUGCCUGCAGCCCUACUGUUAAGAUCACGGAUGGGCUGGUUGGCUUUUUGUCCGGCAACUUCUCUGGUAACACAUGGAGGGACGAGUACCUCGGGGUGAACGCCACAGUGAAGAAGAAAGAUGAUGGGGAGGCAGGGGCAACAAAGACUUCCGAUGGUGUGAAGUUCCAGGGAGCGUGGGCGGAGUGGCCUGUUGGCGCGCAGGGGGAGAAUCAGCUGUACCACUUUGCGAACUACAACUUCACUCUUGUGGCGACGGUGUCCAUUGACGGUGAGCCGCAGGAGGGUUCUCCCAUUUCUUUGAUGGGUGUGAAGUGGAUUGACGAUAAGAAUCCCGUACUUUUUGGACUGUCGUACGACAGAGAAAAGAAGUGGCAGCUGCUGUGCGGUGGCGGAACGAACACUGAGGAUCAAAGCCGCACUUUGGCGACGGAGGCAGCACACCACGUGGUAAUUUUGUUACGGAACGGCACCCAAGGCUCCGCGUACGUCAAUGGUCAGCGCGUAUUGGGAGAUGCACAAUGUGAUUUGAAAAAUACGAAAGAUAAAAAGAUCUCCCACUUCUACAUUGGAGGGGAUGGAAGUGCAAAAGCCGAUUCAGAUGUCCAAGACGUGUCUGUGACGGUGACGAACGUCCUGCUGUACAACCGUCCUUUGAAUGACAGUGAGAUUACUGCGCUUAACAAAAAACUUUCUAUUCCAAAAGCAAAAGAUGCAAAAACAAUGAAGGUUACUGCACCAGAGGCAAGUAAACAAGCUACGACGGAAGCCGGAACUCCGUCUAUUCUUGGUGGGCAACAACAGACUGAACAGGAUCCGUUGAAGAAAAGUGAAAAUGCGGGGAGUGGCGUUUUAUCCACGUCAGCGGUGUCCAUUGCUACGACUUCCCCAGCAGCCAAAGAAUCCGAAAAACAGUCAGCAUCGGGAACAUCUCCCAGUGGAAACAAAAAUGUGGAUGUUCAUUCUUCGUCCGAGGGAGUUCAAACGGUGGAUGCCGAAGCUGGAGACACGGUGCAAGGAGAUGGAACACAACAACCGUCAGUGGGCACUCCCGCCACAGCAGAUACAAAUGCCCCUACCGCUGAAACCAUGGCGCCAGAUGGAGCCGCCGUGACACCUGAGGCGGGAGGGCACACUGGUGAGAAUGGGGAGAGAGUGGGAGGGACGGAUGGUCAGAAACGGGAGGACAUCCAUGCACAGGACAAGGAAGUAAAGGCUGCGGCACUCAGCAGCAGCCUCGGAAAUGUGUCGCAGGGGAAUAACAGCGAUACCGGCACCAUGCGUGAGAGCGGAAUGCUGCCAUCGCUGUUUCUUCUGUUGGGACUGUGGGUGUUUGCGGCUCUGUGA
Messenger RNA from Trypanosoma cruzi, 2874 nucleotides. Its product is annotated as trans-sialidase, putative. The transcript has a single exon. NCBI's taxonomy places the organism in Eukaryota, Euglenozoa, Kinetoplastea, Trypanosomatida, Trypanosomatidae. The record is from RefSeq and is a predicted model, not a curated record. Gene Ontology annotation, molecular function: exo-alpha-sialidase activity. The coding region runs from base 1 to 2874 and encodes 957 amino acids.